Notothenia coriiceps (black rockcod) is the source of this 5156-nucleotide messenger RNA. It is a transcript of the gene dusp10, whose product is annotated as dual specificity phosphatase 10. NCBI's taxonomy places the organism in Eukaryota, Metazoa, Chordata, Actinopteri, Perciformes, Nototheniidae. The record is from RefSeq and is a predicted model, not a curated record. Gene Ontology annotation, cellular component: cytosol; cytoplasm. The coding region runs from base 230 to 1639 and encodes 469 amino acids. Gene Ontology annotation, biological process: peptidyl-tyrosine dephosphorylation; negative regulation of JUN kinase activity. Gene Ontology annotation, molecular function: protein tyrosine/threonine phosphatase activity; MAP kinase tyrosine/serine/threonine phosphatase activity; MAP kinase tyrosine phosphatase activity. The transcript is spliced from 4 exons.
UCUGUAGGCUGGCACACUUCCUUCAAUAUUAUUUCUGGGGGAGCGGGGGUAAAAGUACUAAAAAAUGUUGCCGAUCCACAACACUGGGACGGACUGAAUGGAGGCAACGCUGUCAGGGAGCGGGGAUCAUAAAUCCGUCUACAGUGCACCGCGACACACACACCGGUAAGCAGAAAUAAAAAGAGCGGCUUGUUGACUUCUCGGUAAACGUCCAGCCCUCGGCCUCCCCAUGCCUCCAUCUCCUCUUGACGACAGAAUUGUGGUGGCGCUGCAAAGGCCGAUCCGACCUCAGGAACUCCAACUGCGCCUGGACACCAGCUACGUGGACUCCAUCGCCACCAGCAGCAGCGACAACACCGUUAUUAGCACCACCGUGGUGAAGAUCCGGGCGACGGCCAAUCUUGUAACGUAUAUGCCCUCAUCCAAGGGCUCCACGCGCUCGUUGUCGUGUGGAUGCAGCAGUGCCAGCUGCUGCUCAGUGACUACCUAUGAGAAGGACAACCAGAGCCUCAACCACAGCCAGGUGAGCGCCAGCAGCCCCAACCUCAGCUAUGCCGGGGCCCCCCCCCCUAUGGUCAGCAGCCAUGAAGCAAUCAGCACCCCCAGUCUCGCCUCAGGCACCCCGAGGGCCCUGUCCACCGUGAGGGUCAUCCACCCCAAUGAGCUGGCCAAACGGAUGUCCUGCUGCCCCAUGGGACACCCUGUGGGGCCCGUGCCCGUCAUCAUCGACUGCCGGUCCUUCAUGGAGUACAACAAGAGCCACAUCCGGGGGGCCGUGCACAUCAACUGCUCCGAUAAGAUCAGCCGGCGGCGUCUCCAGCAGGGCAAGAUCACGGUGCUCGACCUCAUCUCCUGCCGCGAGGGCAAGGACUCUUAUAAGGGCAUCUUCUCCAAAGAGAUCGUGGUUUACGAUGAGAGCACCAUGGAACCCAGCCGGCUGACGUUCUCCCAGCCGCUGCACGUGGUCCUGGAGUCUCUGAGGAGGGAGGGCAAGGACCCCAUCAUCCUCAAAGGAGGCCUUAGCUGCUUCAGGCAGAACCACCAGAACCUGUGCGAACACUCGCUGCACCUUCACGAGGGCUUGGACCACGGUGCUGCUGCCGGCCCGCUACCUCACUUCCUGCCCUCCACGCCGGACAUAGAGAACGCAGAGCUGACGCCAAUCCUGCCCUUACUAUAUCUGGGGAACGAGCAGGAUGCUCAGGACAUCCACAUGCUGCAGCGCUUCAACAUCGGCUUCAUCCUGAACACCACCACCCACCUGCCGCUCUUCCACUACGACACGGGCCUCUUCGUCUACAAGCGCCUGCCCGCCACCGACAGCAACAAGCAGAACCUGCGGCAGUACUUCGAGGAGGCGUUUGAAUUCAUCGAGGAAGCACAUCAAGCAGGAAUGGGCCUCCUGAUCCACUGCCAGGCAGGCGUGUCUCGCUCAGCCACCAUCGUGAUCGCCUACCUGAUGAAGCACACCUGGAUGACCAUGACUGACGCCUACAAGUUUGUGAAAACUAGGAGGCCCAUCAUCUCCCCGAACCUCAACUUCAUGGGCCAGCUGUUGGAGUUCGAGGAGGACCUGAACAACGGAAUAACGCCACGAAUCCUAACACCAAAGCUGAUUGGUGUGGAAACCAUCGUCUAAGCUAACCCAAUCGACUAGACGCUCACACUUGUACUCACUCUCAUCCUUUUUUUCAAGAGAGUCCAGCUGCUGCAGGCUGGUUCUGAGUGUGAGAGCUCCUGUAUUCUUCUUGAAUCUCCUCACGCUCAUUUUGGGCUCUCUGGAGUGCCAGAGCUUUGGGUCAGUGGUGAUGAGAAAUGCCAAAAAUCCCUACUGUUUGGACCCGGCUGAAGUCCCGGAGGAGAAGAAGAGGCAGCGAUGGAGAUAGAGGGGGGGGGUCAGUCCUACCGAUGGAGAGCAAACAUGAAGGAACAGGAAAUCGGUUUGGAAGAGAUAGUCUCUGUGCUUAGGGGCAAUUACUGACAAGAGAAACUCUUAAAGCUCCCACUGUGCUACACAGUUUCUGUUUGCAGACUCAGAAGGGGUUGGCCAUGGCAGUGCCUGUCAAAAAAACAAAAAAAAUAUAGAGACUUGUUCGGUGUGUUAAUGUUGUUGAUCUAUUUUUAUACAGGGGUUUAUGGGGGUGACCAUGAUGAGCCCACAGCGGCUUACUGUGCAAUAAAUUCAGAGUGGAAUGCAACCGAGACCUUGAUCUUAUGUGUAUAUAUCGGUAAUGAUUACAAAACAUUUCCAGCUCUUUGCUGAAAAAAACAUUUUGAUGUUUAUGUACUUACUGUUGUUCAGUUUGGUUUAUGGUUAUGGUGGAAACAGUUAUGCUGUUAUUUUUGGCGCAGACAUGUCUGAGAAAAGAUACUUUUUUUUGUAAGUACAGCUUGUUGGGUUUAUGUAAUUCAUCAGAACCACAAAUUCAUAUUUGAUGUGUUUACUCUCCGUUUUGCCAUUCCUGCAUCCACAUAUGCAUAUAUUUUAGCAAUAUAUAUACAUAUAGUGCCAAACAGCCAUAAGAGCUUUUUUAUGCAUGGCUGCUGGCAGAGAACACUUUGAAAUAAUGAGUGAAUAUUGUAAAACGGGGCUACUGGUGAUGUUUAAUGUAACAGAACGGAGGAAUUUCACUGCCUGCUUCUGUUGUCUCCUCUGUUCUCUCUGCUCCCAUUCAUCUAUGAGCCAACUCUGUGGCAACAGACUCACAGAGCCCCUGUGUAGCUGCAUUUGUUUGUGUCAAAGCCCUACAUUUUGAGCUUUGAUUUUGUCCAUUGUAAGGUAGCAGAUUUGAGGGGCAGACAAACAAAUGUUUGCUUCCUCCUGCAGGGUGGCGGUGCAGCGUGACGGUGGCGGUACAGUAGAGCAGCGUGACCCUCGUCUCAUCUUUUGCAGCUCGCUGACACCAGGCUACAGUUAAGUGAGCUCCUCUGCCUUGCUUAGGCGAGUGCUGCUGUCACGUGCUGUUCUAGUGCCUCUAUCAAUGCCUUAAUUCAUGUGUCACCACUGGGCCUGCGCCUGGUACACCAUCACGUGCAUACAGAUGCAACACACGCCGAGGUUGAAUUUCAGCUCCCAGACAAAAGCAACCUGCUCCUCUUGAUCUCCGUGUUACAAACAUAUUUUUCUCUGCUAUUCCUGCUUAAUAUGCAGAGUUUUAGAACGUUGCUUUCAAAGCCUUGAGGUAACAAUGCUCAUUAUGUAACUCUGAUCUCGAGGUGGCAUUCGAGUCUAAACAUUAGUGAAGAGUUGAUGCACGCACACAAAGCUUACUCUCGUCCUGUUGCGCCUGAAUAUACUCACUUUGACUAAUACUACAAUAUGUAGAAAGAUAUGAAGAGAACAAAACAUUCUCAACGUGCUAAUGCUACUUAAAUGGCCCGAAGUGAACUUUUUUUAAUCGUUGCCGAAAAAGAAUUGAAAUCUAGCAUUUCAGCCUUCUUAUAAGUGAAAAUGCAUGGGUUUUAACCACCUGUCUAACGAACAACAGCACACAGUAUAGACCUCAUCUUGAAGAGAGGACUGUGUGCAUGUCCAUACAUAAACUCAGCAUUUAAACAUAGGGAAGAUAUUGAAAAAAACAUCUUUGUUUUAGGCUGAAAAACAUAGAUCUUUGAUGCACUCGGUUUUCAUGUGAUACACCCAGAGGGCUGUCAAAUUGACAAACACAUAAAAGAGCAUUUAGCACUUUAACUGAAGUUUUAAAAUCUUUUUCAGAUUAAAACAAGCUUCGUCAAGUAGUGUAUCAAGCUGACUUGAAGCAACCUCCUCACAAAUGAUGUUAAUGUCACGUUUAUGUUCAUAGGUUCUUCUGGUUUCUUUUCUCCACUGUUCGCAUGGAAACAAAGACUUAAAAUGAAGCACAGGGCUAACAAUAUCACCGUCAGAGCACCCCAAAAACCACAUCAAUUUCUCCAUAACCUCCGUGAACCAUUUUAUCUUCAAAAGUACAUCUGAAAGCCAAACAUUAGGAGAGUGAUCGUGUGUGUCCGUCUGCAAGAUGAAGGAGAAUGCAAGGAGCGUAGCGUAGUGAAUACAAAUACACAGUGCACUCGGAAAGGCUUUACAACACCAACAUCCACAACAAUAAGCUUCAAAAAUCCCUCAUGUGAAAAUUCAUGCUAUGCAAAAUGAAACAGGUUUUUCCUUUACCCGAAGACCAUGAGAAUAGUUUUAUGAGAUCUCUGCAAACAUUUGGAGCAUGAAUAACAGUUUGCGGACUCAGAUUGAAGUGAGUUUUUUUUAACGUGUGACAAAGAAAACAAAAAACGUGAGUGGCGACGUGUCCUCACUAUUUCUGUUGCUGUCGUCAUUGGUGUCUACUGGUGCUCCACAAUAUAUUUGAAUAUGAUAACAAAAAGAGGUAUAUAAUAACCAUUUACCACACGUUUGUAGCUUGUGCAUUUAUAUUCAGUGAUUUGCAAAAAAAAAAGAGAGCUAAUGAGAAAAAUGAACCUUUUUGUCCCACCUGCCGGUUCCUACACCUGCAGCGGCACAUGGCUUUUGUAUGCAAUGAUCUAUUUGACUGAACAAUGUAACCGUCGUACUGUACAUUACUCUCUGGUUGGAAAACGAAGCAUGCUGUGUGCUCCUGGUCUGUGAGGCACACUCGCAGACAUUACGGUGCUUUCUUUUUUCUCCACACUGCUCUUUCUCUAGAGGUCGUAGCCUGACCGCCAGCUCGGAGAACCAUCUGCUCCUUUUUAUUUUUAACAAAACACGGUUCUGUACUGGAACAAUAUCAAGCUGUCAUUAUUUGAUGUGCACUUGUUACAACUAGACUUGUUUAAGAGUCUCUGCUUUAGGCUGGGAGGCUACCAUGGAAACUCUGCUCUACAAGUCUAUCUUUCUCUGUGUCUGUAGUCAAAGGUCAAGUAUAUACAGUAUAUAAAUAUAUAUCUAUUUUCUUUGUAUGCAUAUAUUCAUUACUAUUUUUGCACUGACCUACGGACAAAUGGAUUUAUUUUUUUCUCCACAAAGGGUGCUAUUAUAACGGAGGCCUUCUCCCACACCUUUUUGCAUGACUCAAGAUUCCUCAACUGGUCUGUCAACUCUCCUACUCUUCUCCUACUACUCCUUGAACUCUUGCAAUUGAAGCACUGUAAUUUUGUAAUCCCUACUUGUGAGCUUUGAAAUAAAGGGGGAGGCUUCAAGUUUG